Molecule: messenger RNA, 2685 nt
Organism: Chelmon rostratus (copperband butterflyfish)
Lineage: Eukaryota; Metazoa; Chordata; Actinopteri; Chaetodontiformes; Chaetodontidae
Gene: lamtor1
Product: late endosomal/lysosomal adaptor, MAPK and MTOR activator 1
Exons: 5
Coding region: 185-667 (160 amino acids)
Biological process (GO): cellular response to amino acid stimulus; endosomal transport; lysosome organization
Cellular component (GO): Ragulator complex; membrane raft; lysosome
Molecular function (GO): molecular adaptor activity; guanyl-nucleotide exchange factor activity
Source: RefSeq, a predicted model, not a curated record
CCUCUGUCAUGUGAUAGCUCGUCCGAGGAGCUGCUGUUGACAGUAGCCUCCUACCUUUAGAUGAAGCUAAAGUAAAACCACACAGGAGAGAAGUUUAAUGUUAGUUGGAGAAGAUAAACACGACUCGUUUCUGACGGACAACAGGGAAGCUGGGGUUGUGUAGCUUCGCCCCUUGGACGCUGUCAUGGGUUGCUGUUACAGCAGCGAGAACGAGACCACAGAGCAGGACCCUGAUGAACGUAAGCCGCUGAUCCCCCACCCAAACCCUGUCAGCAAACCCCCAAAUGGGACCGACUGGAUCACUACCAGUGUCCCUUCAGCGCGGACAGAUGAACAGGCUCUCCUUACAUCCAUCCUCACCAAGACUGCACAGAACAUCAUUGAUGUCUCAGCAGCUGACUCUGUCAUGAUGGAGCAGCAUGAAUACAUGGACAAAGCUCGGCAAUACAGUACAAAGCUGGCUGUGUUGAGCAACAGUCUGCCACAGAAGAAAGCCCUCACGCUCCCCUCCCUCACCAGCCAGCCCCACCAAGUGCUUGCAAGUGACCUGGUGCCAUACUCAGAUGUUCAGCAGGUGUCCAAGAUAGCAGCUUAUGCUUACAGUGCAAUCUCUCAAAUCAAAGUGGAUGCUAAAGAAGAACUGGUGGUCCAGUUUGCCAUUCCCUGAUUCUGCAACUCUGGCCCGCGUAUUGUUCCUCCCAUCCCGCUCUCUCUUUGUCACUUCUGCAUCCUCACCCUCCAGCCCAGCCUUUAUUAAAGCAUCUUGGUCCUUGUGCUUCUUAGUUAUGCCUCUAACUGCUACAAAGACAGAGAUGAUGUAGGAUUGCACCCCAUGGCUGUCAUUUGAUGUCCUUAAUUAUGGGUCAGUGACUAACUGUCAUCAUGAGAAAUGGAAGAUGGUUUACUGUAGAUGGGCCACUGGGAUGUUAUCUCAUAUUUAUGUACAAUAACAAAGCCUCCUCUGUAUGUGCGGAUCACAGGCGUUGUCAGAACCAGCUGUGGAAAAAUCAUCAUUCAUCCUUCUUGAUGAUCUCUCUUAUCUUUUUUUAAUGGUUUUCAGAGCCGUCUCAGUAUCUUGUUUUUUUUUUGUUUUUUUUUUCCCCCCAAGCCUGUGUACUCAGGCAAGCAAAGCUAGCUCUACACGGCCAACUGUUCUCCAAAGGCAUAGAAGAAUGUACAGUGUAUUCACCUAGGACAAAGCUGUAGGAUUUUGUCACAAACCAUUGGCUAUUGGUGUAUAUACUUGAUACAGUUUCCACUGGAACAGGAGAAAUGAGUAAUCUCUGGCAGGCAAGAAUUUAAAUGAUCACAGUACCAUAUGUGCAAGUGCAGUGGUCGAGUAUUUUAGCCAUUUAGCUGGAUAAACAUGCAACAUGGCUUAAAAGUUUGCCCUUCACGUGUCUUUAACAUCCUAGGAUGACACUGCCUAUUCUCAAUCCUUGCACAGCAAAAAAAUUUCAAAAUUGCAGCCAAAAACAAGGGAAUAUGUUUUCUCUUAAGGAUAAGAUGUCAUUAUAACUUACAAGGUUGUAAAAACUAAAGUCCUGCAUCAAACAUCCCACAGUAAUCUGGUGGCACACUGCACCAAGAACCAUAUCUCACAACAGCCUAAACAUGAACCAGUAAACCAACCUGACUUGACUAAAUUUCAUUGAGAUUUCAUUGUAAUGUUUAAAAAUACAGUGAGAACAGGUCUGGUGGGUUAUUUGUUGUCCAGAGUGCAAUCUGUUACUCCAGUUGAGGCCAAAUCAUGAGUAAUUGGUCCAUGGCUGGUGUCCUCUGGUGGGUGAGGAUGCUAACAGAAGCAGGUGAGGGGAGAGUGAUGGGUGGGCCUACUAAUGUCACUGGGGGCAUGAAAAGAUGGAGCUUUCUUCGGGCACAGGCUCUGGAGUUUACAGACGGCACUGUGUCCUCUGCAGUUUUCUAGCACUAACAAAAUGAGCUGACAGACUCUUUAUCGAAUCCAAUCCCAGAAAUUCACACAUGUAAAAGCAGUGGAGACAUACAGAGAUGAAGGGGGUGGGUGUGUGGAGGGUGCAGGGACAGAUAUCCUGUAUUCGCAUCGCCUUUGUACAGAAUUUUCUGAUUGAGUAUAAAAACAGAUGAUGGAUUGUAUGAAGUUCCUCUUUUUGCAGAGAGUUCAUUGGUCAGGAUUGGCUCAGACCUUGUGGUGAUGAUAAAAGUUUUUAUGAAAUGCAAGAACACUUUGAAGGCUUGCGUUUGUUAGCUUUUAAACAAAGCUUUUCGCUGCAGAUUGUAAUAUGACCAAGUUGUUCAUAUUAAUCAGAAACUAACCGUUGUAGCUGUGUGGGAGAGCGUUAACAAUCCAUGUACCACCACAGAUAAAAUGAUCCGAGACCUUAUUGUGAUAAUUUAUUUGUGUUUUUCUUAAAAUGUAUAUUUGCUCUUCAGAGGAGAGCAUGCGACUAUGCGUGGGAGCACGGUGAGCCGCUCUUGAGUCUGUAAAGGGAUGAUCUGCAAGGCUGUGAUUAUUUCAACCACGCAAUUGAUUUGAGCUUUCUGCAAUGGGUUCUUGGCAUUUUUUUUUUUUGUUUUGUUUGUUACUCAAAUGUGUUAUACUACCUGAUGUUUGUAAUAUCUUAGGCUAGUACCAAAAAGUUUUAAGAUUUUUUUUUUUGUUUGUUUGUUUUUGGUUUAAUUAAUUCAUUAAAAGUUUUCAACAUA